AUGUUCAGCUACAAGUCUGAAGAUCCUCCAAAAUGCCAUUGGAACUGUCGAAGGCUUCCUCUCAACUCUCUCCCAGCACAGCUGAAAGAAAUGCUCGUCGAGAAGCUGCCGAUAACUUCGUGCACAUCGUUGAUGAAAGUGAACAAGAGAUUGAGAGGAUUUCUCAUUCAAUGUGACCUUUUUCGGAAACGGAGAAUCCAGAAGAUCCGUCUUACCUCGUAUCGAUCGAACACCAUUUUUGUGGAGAUCCGGGACGACGACUCUCUGGCCAAUCAAAUCGCCAUCUUCUACAACUUCAACAAUCAAUUCGUCGAGGUCGAAGGGGCAAAAGUUUGUAGAUCGGAAAAUGGCGUCUGUGUCCCAAAAAACCCACUCCCAAACCUGCUCAAAUCGAUCAAGUAUUGCGAGUGUCUAUCGGUCGAUGAAUGGUUGCAGCACUCGAUUCUCCCGCUACAUAUUGCCUUCGCUAGGGUCUUCGAGUUCACUCCUCAGGGAUCUCUCUCGGUUUCUCUCAGACGUCAUCAAUCCAUCAUUACAACAAUGAAGUCUCUGUGGCUUUGGUUUAGCUCUUGUGAUCAUUUCAAGAAAGCCAUCCGAGAGAUCUUCCCGAAAGAGGGGAACGGCACCGAGGCGCUGCUCUCGACGGCGAUUCCCCCACCAGACUACUUGGGUCUUGUGUCCUAUUCGAGCGAUAGUUGUACAUGGGAUAUUCUGAGAGGAAAUGAUGAGAUUGCAAGUGUCGAUGAGGAAGAUCGACGAAACGUGAUACUCGACGAGUACAAUGAGCAUCGGUGGAUGAAUAAGGAAUGGCUAGAGAAAAAGAGUGACUUCAUCUCAAGGGACAUGCGCGAGUUGAGGGAGAGACAAUGCCAAUACCUAAAUGUUCUUGAAAAUGCCACGAGAGGAUACGCGAUAAUUCUGUGGGAGAGAAAGGAGAAAGGCAAGGAAAAAAGGCUUUAUCUCGUUUGUUUUUUCUUACGU
Molecule: messenger RNA, 981 nt
Organism: Mesorhabditis belari
Lineage: Eukaryota; Metazoa; Nematoda; Chromadorea; Rhabditida; Rhabditidae
Source: the annotation of a GenBank genome assembly